AUGUCUACCUCAAACUUGAAAUACUCUUUCAAGCUCGCCAACCAACGUGUUCUCAUCCUAGGUGGCAGCUCAGGAAUAGGAUUCGCUGUUGCCGAAGCUGCCUUCGAGCAGGGAGCUCACUUGGUCCUCUCAAGCUCCAACCAAACCAAGCUCGACAGCGCGGCCGCCCGCAUCAAAGAAACCUACCCCACCCAAGCUGAGAAGCAAACCAUCAUUACCGUUGUCGGAGAUCUCUCUGACGCACAUAAUCUCGACAAAACCUUCGAGCACAUAUUUCAAACAGCCACAUCAAAUGGUACUCACAAACUAAACCACAUCGUCACCACCGCGGGCGACGGUAUCAAUUUCCCGUCCGUUGAUGAAACAAGCGCUCAGAUAGUCUACAACACCAUGAACGUACGCUUCGUUGCUCCUGCCGUCAUGGCGAAGUUUAUCCCAAAACAUGUAGAAACGUCCAAAUCUAGCUCGGUCACUCUCACUAGCGGAGCUUUGGCUCGCAAGCCCUCGCCUGGCAGAUUCCUGGUUGGGGGUCUAGGUGCAGCGGUCGAGGGUCUUGCGCGGGGCAUGGCAGUGGACUUGGCACCUGUGAGGGUUAAUACUGUUGCGCCGGGUGCUGUGAAGACUGAGAUAUUCAAUUUCAUUCCCGAGGAGAUGCGGGAGAAGGUCUUCCAGUCCAUGCGGGAUGGAUCUCUCACAGGGACUAUGGGAAGACCAGAAGAUUUGGCUGAGAGUUAUGUUUACUUGAUGAAGGAUCAUUUUGCGACUGCAGCAGUAAUCGAUUCGAAUGGUGGAUUUCCAUUUAAAUAA
Penicillium angulare is the source of this 807-nucleotide messenger RNA. Its product is annotated as oxidoreductase, short chain dehydrogenase/reductase family. The transcript has a single exon. Lineage: Eukaryota; Fungi; Ascomycota; Eurotiomycetes; Eurotiales; Aspergillaceae. The coding region runs from base 1 to 807 and encodes 268 amino acids. Gene Ontology annotation, molecular function: oxidoreductase activity. The record is from RefSeq and is a predicted model, not a curated record.